Molecule: messenger RNA, 930 nt
Organism: Diabrotica virgifera virgifera (western corn rootworm)
Lineage: Eukaryota; Metazoa; Arthropoda; Insecta; Coleoptera; Chrysomelidae
Exons: 2
Coding region: 1-930 (309 amino acids)
Molecular function (GO): nucleic acid binding
Source: RefSeq, a predicted model, not a curated record
AUGGGUACUUGGAAGAGAAGUCGAAGAAGUCAUCUUAUCGAACGUGAUGAUAUCAUAAGAUGGAGACGUCGUUACCUAACUUCUAUAAAAGAAUACAGAAGUCAAGGUAAACCAAUUUAUUACCUUGACGAAACAUGGGUAAAUGAAGGUCACACCAAAGAGAAAGUGUGGGUAGACACCGAUAUAAAAAACCGUAGACAGGCUUUUAUUGAGGGGUUGUCUACUGGUUUGAAAAAUCCAUCAGGAAAAGGAAAACGCCUCAUAGUUUUACAUAUUGGAUCAGAGUUAGGUUUUGUUAAUGAAGGACUUUUACUUUUUGAGGGAAGAAAGACAGAAGAUUACCAUGAAGAAAUGAAUGCAUCUGUUUUCGAAAAUUGGUUUAGUAAUAUCCUGCAAAAAUUACCAAAAAACGCUGUUAUUGUAAUGGAUAAUGCAGCAUACCACAGCAGAAAAUUAGAAAAAAUUCCGACAACAUCAUCAAAAAAGAAAGACAUGCAGGAAUGGUUAAAAAUAAAAAAUAUUCCUUUCAAUUUGGAGAUGGUUAGGUCAGAAUUAUUACAUCUGAUACGAUUAAAUAAAAAUGAGUAUAAUAUGUAUGUAACUGAUGAGAUGGCUAAAGAAAAUGGUCAAAUUGUACUGCGGUUGCCUCCAUAUCAUUGUGAGUUGAAUCCCAUUGAGAAAAUUUGGGCUCAAGUGAAAAAUGAAGUGGCAUUAAAAAACACAACAUAUAAACUGAAAGAAGUAAAAAAUCUACUGUUACAAGCUCUGGACAAUGUAACUCCAACACAUUGGCAAAAUUGUGUUAAGCACAUCCUGAAAGUAGAGGAAAAAAUGUGUAAACUAGAUGGUAUCAUGGAUAGUGUCAUAGAACCACUAAUAAUUUCAAUUGGCAAUGAUGACAGUGACACCAGUUCCUCAGAAGAUGAAUAA